Rotaria socialis is the source of this 1290-nucleotide messenger RNA. The record is from the annotation of a GenBank genome assembly. NCBI's taxonomy places the organism in Eukaryota, Metazoa, Rotifera, Eurotatoria, Philodinida, Philodinidae.
AUGUCCACAGUGGCUCUACAGACGGGUAAACGUUCAUUAGUGAACAUCCGUUCACUCGUAUUGCAUAUUGAUUGUGCAUAUGCAUCGACUGAGGCACCCGUCCGAUCAUCAACAAAACCGGCAACAUCAGUUGCAUAUGUCGGUGAUAAUUUACCCAUUAAUAUGGGUUUAAACGAAGUAAAAUCACUUCGAUUAACUGAUAUGAGACGGGGUGGUGGCGGUCGAUCAAGCUUCAGUGGUAUCGUAGCAACUGUUUUUGGCGCACAGGGAUUUGUUGGUGGUGCAACUGUUAAUCGACUUGCAAAAGAAGGCUCACAAAUCAUAGUUCCUUAUCGUGGCGAUACUUAUCAUUUGCGUGAACUUCGUGUACUUGGCGACCUUGGUCAAAUUCUUUUUUCACCAAUUAAUGGUAAAGAUGAAGCAUCGAUUCGUCGUGCUUUACAACAUUCAAAUGUUGUUAUCAAUUUAAUUGGUCGUUCAAGCGAAACUCGAAAUUAUUCUUUUGAUGACGUACAUGUUAAAUUAGCCGGAACAAUAGCAAGAUUAGCACGAGAAUGUGGCGUACAACGUCUUAUUCAUUUUUCAGCUUUGAAUGCUAGUCCUAAUCCACCAGCUAUUAUCGUUCGAAAACCAUCAAAAUUUCUUCAAUCGAAAUAUGCAGGCGAAUUAGCUGUUAGAGAAGAAUUUCCGGAUGCAACAAUUUUUCGACCAUCAGCUAUUUAUGGAAGUCAACACAAUGAUGGAUUUAUUGCCUAUCAUUUUUCUAGAUGGGUACGACCAAUGUCUUAUCUUCGUGUGCCUCUUUAUGCAUCAGGAGAGAAAACUGUUAAAGCACCCAUAUUUGUUAACGAUGUUUCAAAUGCAAUCUAUGCAGCAAUUCGUGAACCAAUGAGUGUAGGAGAAACUUAUGAAAUUUAUGGACCUGAACGUUAUAAAUUACGUGAAUUAAUUGAAUAUUGCCUUCGAUAUAUGCGUCGAAAGAGUAUUAUUACACCGUUGACACCAGAUGUUUUUGUGAAAGCAAUAGCAAAUUAUACGUUUCAUAAAAGCCUUUACAAUAUCGAUCGUAUGCAAUGCGCAUAUGUUUCCGAUACGUUCACACCUGGUUUACCCACAAUACGUGAUUUAGGUAUUGAACCAGUAAAAUUCUCGGAUGCUAUUGGACAUAUGAUGGCUUCAAUGAGAAAAAGUGGUCGAUAUGUUGAAAACCCAGAAGAUUUCUUAAUCCCUGAUCCACCAAAACCAGUUACACAAGAAUAUGAACUUUCACAGAAUUUAUCCUUUCCUUAA